Molecule: messenger RNA, 4731 nt
Organism: Symbiodinium sp. CCMP2592
Lineage: Eukaryota; Dinophyceae; Suessiales; Symbiodiniaceae
Source: the annotation of a GenBank genome assembly
AUGGAUACUCGUUUUCAGCCGUGGUGCGGAGAAUGCACCUGCGAAACCACCGAGAACGAGGACAUGCAAUGGACAAGGUCGAGGUUUGCCAUAGGAGAUGAGCAAGACAGCAUGACAUCGAGCCACUUCUUGGGAGACGUUGCGGAUAGCAAAAGUGCGUAUGGUUCGCACAGGCAAGAUUCGCAAGACACGUGGGGACUCAGCGCUAGCGUCAGUCCACAGCGGCGGUGUUCUCCGGUCGAAAACAGAAUUAGUGAGUUAUUGACGCAGAGAGUCGGUCCGUACCUGGAAGUGGAGCCUGACCUUCUUCGCGGCGUGCCACUCUGCAAGACCCUGAAGGGCAUGGGUUGGAUGUGGCGAAGGAGCCCGCAUAAAGUUCCCAAGGAAAAAUGGCAAUUCCUGUGGCACAGCUUGCGGCCAGUCAAGACCUAUGAUGUCUUCAUCUCCCAUACGUGGAAGAGCUCAGGGUUGUCCAAGGUACUUGCCCUUCUCUUGAGCACAGGCUGGCACAGCGCUCUGGCCUUCUGGCUGUUGGCGAUGAUCCUUGUCAACACCUUGCAAGUAUGUUUUCCCGAGUUGCACAACCACAAGCCUUUCGUUCUCAACAAGCGCAUUAUGAACUUCGGAGUGGCCUGUCCACUUGCACCCUGGGCGGUGAUUGCAACCCCUGCGGCGCUGAUUCUGGGUGUGCUGGUUGCACCGUAUCUCCCCCAAAUGCUGAUGAAAGAGGGUACAUGCUUCCUAGAUAUCGCUUGCAUCCAUCAAGCAAACCAAGUUCUCAAGGAACGCGGGAUUUAUGGCAUCGGUGGGUUUCUGCAACACGCAGCGGAGCUUCGAGUAUUGUGGACUCCUCCUUACCUUACACGCUUGUGGUGUAUCUUCGAACUCGCGGCAUAUCGUGUGGCCAACCCGACAGGGAGGAUCACUUUGACACCGAUUUUCAUUGAGCACUCCGUGCUUUUCUUGGCGCCUGCUCUCUGGUUUGCCUCCUCGUGCUACUGGGCGGCGGUUGCAGCGGGCCUCGACAAAUAUGGCUACUUUGUGGGCGAGGCCCUUCCCAUCGGACUUGCUCUGAUUCCACUUGUGUGCUUUGUCCACGGCCUGCGGCGGUUCUUCCGCGCUAAGCACAAGCUCUUCGAAGAGCUUAGAGCGUUCAAGCUGUCAUCGGCUGAGUGCAGCGAGCUUUUCGACCACAUCUUCGUGACUUCCGCGAUCCAGAAGUGGUAUGGCAGUGCCGAGGAGUUUGAGAAGUUCGUGCAAGGAACCCUCUAUUCUGACCUGUCUAACAUUCAAUCCGUGGAUGUUCCAUUGCCAUACUGCCUCCUCCUUAUCACAUUCCCAGUCAGUGCCACGAUUGAUGAGAGCAUGGCGCUUUGGGUGCACUGCGACUCCUUGCUGCAAGCCUUGGAGCUCGCGGGCUUCACGAUCCUGCGCCAAGCCUGGUUAGACGAGGUGGUGAGCCAGAUCACGAAAUACAACUCAUUGGACCUGGAUGAGUUCCUACAGAUGCUGCACAUGUAUGAGGAGAAACACUAUGCAGAGUUCGUGAAGGUAUUUGAGCACUUCGACGAUGACCAGAGUGGCACUCUCGAGGCGCACGAGCUUGCCAACUUGCUUGAGCAGUGCGGGAUCACGGCCUUGGACCAGGUCCUCAAGGAGAUCAUGGUCGAGGUUGCUCCUGCUGAUCCGGGCUCCAUCACAAUGGAAGAGUUCAAGCGGGUCAUCGAGAUCAUCCAUGUCAACGAGGGCUUCUCCUCCCGGGAAAUCAUCAAGCUCAAGGAGGUGUUUCGCAAGUUCGACUUGGACAGGGGCGGCACUAUGGACACCAGCGAGCUUCACAAAGCGAUGGCAUGGCUCGGCCACGGUCUGACCAAGGAGGAGGUGCAGCUGAUCUCGGACAGCUGCGAUGUAGGAGGUAAAGGCGUGCUUGAGGAGUGCGAAUUCUUCGGCUUCAUGCGAAAGGUGAAGGAGAAGGAGAUCCUCAUGGUGAAGCGGGAGUUGAAGAAGCAGCGCCCGGUGGGCGGUGCUGUGUACAUGCAGAAGCAGCUGGAUCGCGUGCUGAGGGCCAUGGGCUACAUCCCCAACGCUCAAGCUAUCCGCGAUGCUGCGGAGGAUGCUGCCAUCAUCCGUCCGAACUUGGCUGAGGGCAUUGAUCUGCACGGGCAGGGUGUUCACCCAUGGAAGCCAGCUGUGGGUGGGUUCAGCGGCAGCAGGCGCGGAAGCGUCGGCAGCACCGCUGUCCGGCGGCUUUCUGCUCUGUCGUCGGUUUCCGGUGCUGGACGCCGAGAUUCGAGCAACCACAGUCGCGCCAGCAGCACCAUUAUGCCCGGCUGGACACCCCAUGACAUUCACGCCGUCAUGCCGAAGACCAUCACGAUCUCGAACUUCUUUGUUUUUCUGGAGGUUUAUCGAUACCGCGAGGGCCUUGACAGGAAGCAGAUCAUGGAACUCGAUGCUGCCUUCAACAAGUACGACCGGCGUGGCUUCGGAGAGAUCGAUGUCAAAGAUGUGGGCAAGGUACUUCGCUGGAUGGGAUAUCCUGCCAGCUUCGAUGUACAGCAAAUGCUCGUCAAGGAGGUGGACAUCGACGAAUCUAACACUCUGGAUGCCGUCGAGAUGAAGAAGCUGGUGCGGAAGUUCCAAGAGAAGGAGCUGACGUCAUGGACGACCGCCUUCAACCAAAGCCUCAGGAAAGGCAGCAGCUCCCUGGAGGUGCCUGCGUGUGCUCGUACUUUGCGGAGCUUGGGCAUCAAGGCCUCAGAGUCCGAGGUUGAGGAGAUGCGUGCAAGCAUUGCAGCCAGCUUCCCGAGCAACAAGAACCGCCGGUUCAGCUCCAUCAUGGCCUCGACACCGGCAGAAGCCCCUGCACAGAAGCUGGGCCCUCCAGUGAGCCUGCUGCUGAGCCGCCCCUCCAAGGACAGGAUCUCCGUGACGUCGGCGGUCAACAGCAGCUCCUCAAGUUUCGCUGCCAUCUCCACGAGCUCCAGCUCCGAGGAAAACGCAGAGUCGUCGGAUGAUGAUCUCGAGGACUACUCGGGCAAAGGCAUCGACCUGGCCGUGUUCCACCUGAUUUGUGCCAAGCUCGUGGCCGACGAGCACUUCCUGGAUGUAAAUGGACGACGCUUGCAGCUGGGCUGCUUACGAGAAAAGUACGUGCUGACGGCAGGAGACCUCAAGGGCUCACAAGGUCUGCCGGUAAUAUGUCUGCCUGGUGCAAUGGGGACAGCUGAGACGGACUUUGCUGGGCAGCUGGAUGGGCUCUCGCAGAGACAUGCUGUGGUGGCCUUCGACCCGCGAGGCUACGGAAAGUCGCGACCGCCGAACAGAAGGUACCCGGCGGAUUUCUAUCACCUCGACGCCUCGGAUGCUGGAGCCAUCAUGGAUUCGCUAGGCAUCGGCUCCUACAACGUCAUCGGAUGGAGCGACGGCGCCAUCUCUGCGACCAUCCUGGCCUCCCAGAGGCCGGAGGCUGUCAAGAAAUUGGCCGUCUUCGGCAUCCAAGGCUCCAUAACGAAGGAAGAUGUUGAUGCUUACGAGGGCCUACGCGAUGUGGAGAAGGCUUGGAGCAAGCGAAUGCUCGAAACACAUCGGCCAGUCUAUGGCGAUGACCUUCAGCCGAUGUGGAGCUCCUUCUGCGAUGCCAUGAAGAUGAUGUAUGAUGCUGGAGGGGACAUCUGCCAGAAGGAGGCAAAGCAAGUGAAGUGUCCAACUUUCAUCCUGCAUGGGGCCAAAGAUCCCCUGGUGCCUUCGCAUCACCCGGAGUGGUUCCACCAGGCGAUCGCGGGCUCCAAGCUUCACGUCUUUCCCGAAGGCAAGCACAACAUUCAUCAGAAGUUUGCUGACGAGUUCAACAAACUGCUUCUGGAGUUCUUUGCCGAGUGCACCCCCCCUUUUCUCCACCAUGACAGGGUGUUGAAGUAUGCAGGGGCCUUCGUGCUGGACACCGGCCAAGCUUGCUGUGAGGGCCAAUGCAGGGCGAGGUACACGAUGGAAGAGGUGUCCAUGAUGCGAGAGAAGUUUGCAGUGUAUGAUGCAGAUGGCAGCGGUGACAUCGACAAUCACGAGCUUGCCAAGCUUUUUCAGGACCUUUGCCCCGACAUGUCGUCGAACAUGGCCAAGCGGUCGGAAGUUGCGAGAAUACUCACAGAGGUGGAUCCCGACAAGACGGGAUCCUUGGACUUCCCGGACUUCCUGAGGCUAAUGCGUCAGGUGGACGACAUGCAAGACCGCCUUCGUAUGGCGAAGGAAGCAUUCGCCGUGGAGAAGACCAAGUUUUCAUCGCGGGAGGUGGAGGAGUUCCGACGGAUCUUUCUCGGCGAGGAAUCCGAGGACGGAUCGAUGCGCGGCCUCUUGAGAUUGGAUGAGUAUUUGGAGAUGGUCGGGCCGGUGGUCGGACUUGGAAAAGCAAAUCUGGACGAAUUGACUCGCCUCUUCUUCGACAUUGACUCCCACAUGCAUGAAGAGUACAGGGAGAAGGUCGUCGCACCGCUGAGUCCCAAAAAUCAGCGAUAUGAAAGCAUGCCGCUCAACAGGCCACGAAUCGCUGUGGACUUCCCAGAAUUCUUGAUCCUCAUGCAGAUGCUGCUGGACAAGAAUGCCUGCCGAAUCAAGGAGCAGAGCAAGCUCAUCGCUGACCUCGGGCAACGAAACUCCGUGCUGCAGGUCCAGGUCCGUCGACCUUCGUGGAGGUUGCGGGCUCAGUGCAGAAAAGGUCAGCAACUACAGCAGUAG